Sphaeroforma arctica JP610 is the source of this 958-nucleotide messenger RNA. RefSeq lists its product as hypothetical. NCBI's taxonomy places the organism in Eukaryota, Ichthyosporea, Ichthyophonida. Gene Ontology annotation, molecular function: water channel activity; glycerol channel activity. The annotation marks the transcript as partial. The record is from RefSeq and is a predicted model, not a curated record. The transcript is spliced from 7 exons. Gene Ontology annotation, biological process: glycerol transmembrane transport; water transport. Gene Ontology annotation, cellular component: plasma membrane.
GUAUAUUGCAAACUGACCGCUGUCGUAAACAAACACGUCGACUAGUAUUUAGUAGUGUGAUUGAGGCUGCAUUUAAAACAAAACCUUAAUAUAUAAUCACCAUGGCGUACACAAUUUGGCAACAGGUGGCGUCUGAGGGUAUCGCCAUGAUGGUGGCCAUCUGGCUGGGUGAGAGCUUACUUGCUUGUGAGCUUCUUGCGAAGAGUAAGGGAGCGCACAUGGGGAUCACAGGCGUGGCCAUUGGUUUUGGAAUCGCCUUUUACAUCCCCAUACAAAUGUUUGGCCACAUCUCGGCCACCUUGAAUCCCUGCAUGAUGUUCGCCAAAUGGAUCUGUGGCAAAAAAACAACCGAGGCGUGGCUGCUGCUGUCGCUGGCUGACUUCAUAGGCGCCUUCUGUGGCGCGUGCAUUGUUUGGGUCAUUUACUUUGCCCACUUUUCCGUCAUUCCCGAAGUGCCGACGGCGGCCAAACUGGACAAGAUGCGAUACCAGAACACCACGUCCAAGGAAGCGUACAUCUCUAAUCCCGACGGCAAGGUGGACACCAGCAACCCAGUGUCGAUACGUUUCUCUCGUUCGCAGAAAGAAGUCGAUCGCCGAAUGACACUGCAGAUCCGAGAGACCGUUAAUCAGGAGCGUUUCCAGUCCGUGUCCAAUCUCGCCCGCCGAGACAGCGAUGGAGUAGUGCCAAUGAUGGACGACCUUACUGAGACCACAGACAAACCCGUUGACAAGGAAUCAAGUGUAAGUAUCUCACAGGACCAACGGACCACCGUCAACUUCUCCGCCUCAACCGACGACACACGCAAUGAUAUCAUCGGAGGUGAGGAUGAUCAGGGCAUGCCUGAGGAGUUGGUUGCGUAUGAGAAAUUGCUGAUCCAAGACCAGAACGCAAAGCUGUCUGUCUUCUCAACACGACCCGCCAUUUACAACCGCACGACCAACUUUAUUGCAGAGGU